UGUGGUGUGGAAAACAUUUUAUAUAAGGUUAUUUGCGCGCUGCUCGCGUUUAAACGUGGUGAAUGUUUGUGUACACCUUGCGCAUGUUAAACAGUUAAAUCUCUUUUUAAAAGAAUGAACCUAUCAGAAAAGCUUGAAGAACUCUCAUUAAACAGUAACAAUAACAGUCAAAGUAAACGCGAAGACUAUAUAGAAUGGAAAGAAUAUUUCAUGGCCAUGGCAUUUCUAGCAGCGAAAAGAAGCAAAGAUCCUAGUUUUCAAGUCGGUGCCUGUAUCGUUAACGAAGAAAACAGGAUAGUUGGCGUUGGAUACAAUGGCAUGCCAACUGGAUGUAGCGAUGAUGAAUUUCCAUGGGGAAAAAAUACACCAUCGCCCUUAGAUAGUAAAUACCUUUAUGUGUGUCAUGCAGAAAUGAAUGCAAUAAUAAACAGCAAUUCAACUGACGUCAAAAAUUGUACAAUCUAUGUCACCCUUUUCCCUUGCAACGAAUGUGCCAAACUCAUAAUACAGUCUGGUAUCAAAGAAGUUGUAUAUCUAUCAGACAGACAUGCUCAUAAAGAUAUAUACAUUGCUUCUAGAAGAAUGCUAGACGCGGUUGGAAUACAGUAUUGGCAAUACGUACCAAAACGUGACAAGAUUGAAAUAAAUUUCAGAGAGAUCUCCAGUGAAAACAACUCACCAUCAAAAUAAUUUUUUACAUUAUAAUCAAUUACAUACAUAAUAUUAUGUAUAGUAGUAUAAUUUUUUAAAGAAAUUGUGAUAUAAUAAUCUAUUUGAUGUUGUAUUUUAAUAUGAUGACUCCCAUUUUAUACAGAUGUGUAUGAAAUAAAAGAGAUAUGUAAAUAAAUUUGUAAAAUAAAA
Messenger RNA from Melitaea cinxia (Glanville fritillary), 861 nucleotides. Its product is annotated as deoxycytidylate deaminase. The transcript has 5 exons. Gene Ontology annotation, molecular function: zinc ion binding; dCMP deaminase activity. Gene Ontology annotation, biological process: dUMP biosynthetic process; dTMP biosynthetic process. Gene Ontology annotation, cellular component: cytoplasm. The record is from RefSeq and is a predicted model, not a curated record. Bases 115 to 690 code for a protein of 191 amino acids. Lineage: Eukaryota; Metazoa; Arthropoda; Insecta; Lepidoptera; Nymphalidae.